AUGUCUGCAAAAAAGAAGAGUAGCUUAGAUGCAUAUUUGAGUGAAGUGUUUAAAAAUUUUAUUUCAUUGAAAGACAAUGAUACUAAGAAGUCACAAGAAGUUUUUAAGAGUGUCUUUGAUCAGUUUAAACAAAAAAUGGGUGAACAAUGCAAAUUUUUCAACAAAUAUGCUUCUCAAGUACUGUAUGGCGGUAGCGUCUCAGAUGGCAUCAAAGUGAGCAAACUCGAUGAAUUCGAUAUGGAUAUAGUGAUCCGUCUACCAAUAAACUAUGAUGAUGGUGAAAAUGGUAUUAUAAUAGAAAACGAUAUUCCUGGCUACGUGAAGCUCAAGAUUACCAAGGAAUUUGAUAAUUUAGAUAAGAAACAGGAAUGGGAAACAUGCCACAAAGUAACGAGAGAUUGGCGUGACUCAGACAAAUACUUUUUACAAAACAAAUUUCGGCAAUGGCUGCAUGGUAUAGUGCAAAGGACCAUAAACGAGUUGAAUGGGAAGGUCACCGUGAAUGGAGUCACUUAUCUGAUGACGUACAAGAUGUCAGGCCCUGCUUACACUUUGAAUGUCAGGAACGAUGAGGGGGAUGAGGAGUUCCAUCUAGAUGUCGAUUUGGUGCCAGUUAUUAGAUUCAUGGCGCCGAGGUGGCCUACUGGAUAUAGGCAGUUAGAUCAAGCUCAGGUGGACCAGUGGUUGGUUGUGCCGAAGCCUAAUAAAUCACUUCAAGAUGAAACUCAGAGAAAUCGCCUCUGGAGACUUUCGUUUCAGGAUUAUGAAAAAGAAAUGAUUAAGGGUUGCCAGCAAUUGAAAGUUGUUAUAAGAUUGGUUAAAAAAUUACGCGAUUCUCUCGGCAUGAAGGCGAUAGCUAGUUAUUAUAUAAAGACAUUAGUAUUGUGGAAAGUCCACAAUGUCGAAGAUAAGAGGUACUGGCAAAAGAAAAUCAGCGUCAUUUACCGCGACAUGGUCGAGGAUCUCUACAAAGCUAUAGAUAACAAAAACAUCCCAUACUUUUGGAACGAGAGCAAUAAUUUAAUUGAAGGCGUCAGACCUACACUUUUGCAAGAGUAUGCGAGAAAGUUAAAAGCUGUUCUAAAUGCCAUAGACUCUAAUGACGUGGAGAAAGUUACCUUUUCUCUGUUAAAUGCAGAAGAGAUAAAGGAAUUUAAGAAUUCACAGUUUUAUAAGAGCCAAGAAUCUUUACCGAGUUCAGGAUUGAAACUAAAAGUAGCCAGUCCGGAUAGCAAUAGCGAAGUGGACUCGCCGAAGUUGGUCCUUGAAAACAGAGGGAAUGACGAUGUUUUACUGAAACAUAUAAAAGAUUUGUACGCUAAAAUCGAUCGGUUAACACAAGAAGUGAACGAAAAUAAACAGGAAAUGAUUAAAUUGCGUGAAGAAAUUCGAGAAAACAAAAUAGAAAAAUCCGUCCCAAAGAAUGAUAGUGUGGAGUUACAAAAUCAUGAUACAAUUGAAAAUUUGAAUGAUUCGUCCGAUUUAUUAUUGAUGCUU
Brenthis ino (lesser marbled fritillary) is the source of this 1497-nucleotide messenger RNA. The record is from the annotation of a GenBank genome assembly. Lineage: Eukaryota; Metazoa; Arthropoda; Insecta; Lepidoptera; Nymphalidae.